Molecule: messenger RNA, 2288 nt
Organism: Labeo rohita (rohu)
Lineage: Eukaryota; Metazoa; Chordata; Actinopteri; Cypriniformes; Cyprinidae
Gene: mboat1
Product: membrane bound O-acyltransferase domain containing 1
Exons: 13
Coding region: 306-1796 (496 amino acids)
Biological process (GO): lipid modification
Cellular component (GO): membrane
Molecular function (GO): acyltransferase activity
Source: RefSeq, a predicted model, not a curated record
ACUUUGGGACACAGUUUACAUAUAUUUCGCUCCUCCCCUAACUACUCAUACUCUCGUCUACUUUCAAUGCGAGGCGGGUGGCAUCUCAAAACGAGCCUAUUACUCCAAUGAGAUCACUCCAUACUCCCAGCUGACAGCUCAGCCAGCCCCGCCUUCAAUCUACACAUCCAACUUCAUCCCAGUGUUUACGAAGCGUUUGGUUUGGCUUCACGAUGCUUUAAUUCUGAUAUAAUAUUUGUACCCGUAAAGUUUGACGAUUCGACGUCGAUAUUUGUGAGGUGGUACAGGGAUCUACACCAUGCAGAAUGGACAAAAAGGGAAACACCGAUAUCGCUUUUAAAACUACUGGGUGCACCUGGUUAAGUUUAGUCAGUGAUCAAGUUGGAGUUCCUUUGGAUCAGGUAAAUUUCAUUGCCUGCCAGGUUUUUGGACUAGCAGUUGCAUUUUGGUUUCGCCUCUGUCUUAAUCCGCAGCGUACCACCCCUGAGGUUCGGCAUGCUGUCGCAACCAUCAUUGGAGCUUCAUUCGUCAUGUUUUGCUUUGGCUGGUAUGCCAUACAUGUCUUCAUCCUGGUGUUGGCUUGUUAUGGAAUUAUGAUCAAAGCCAGUGUACACAAGGUUCACAGAUAUACUAUGAUCGCAUCGCUAGGAUACCUCACAGUGUGCCAAGUGAGCAGAGUAUUCGUAUUUGACUAUGGGAUCCUGUCCACGGAUUUCUCAGGCCCUUUAAUGAUAAUAACACAGAAGAUCACUACUCUUGCCUUUCAGGUACAUGACGGUAUGUGUCAAAAACAAGAGGAACUUACAGAUGAUCAGAGGCGCCUGGCUGUACACUCUAUGCCAUCACUGUUGGAGUACCUAAGCUACAAUAUAAAUUUCAUGAGUGUCUUGGUGGGACCCUGCAGUAUGUAUAAAGAAUACAUAGAGUUUAUAAAGGGCCAGCAUGUCCAGCACAGGCUGAAAAGAGUGAAAGACACCAGCUCUCAGCAGAAUGGCUGGGAUAAAAUUCCUGAGCCAUCGCCCAUGAGGGCUGUGAUUAAUAAGCUUCUUGUGUGCACUUGCUGUCUGCUCUGGUUCUUCAUCAUCACAAAAGCAUUCCCCAUAACAUACAAUGUGGACCCACAAUUCAUCAACAAGGCCUCUUUCAUUACAAGACUGGCCUAUGCCUUCAUUUCCGUCCAGGCAGCCAGACCCAAGUUCUACUUCGCAUGGACCCUCGCGGAUGCCAUUCAUAAUGCAGCGGGCUAUGGUAUCAGUGGUGUGAAUGAAAGGGGAGAAGUGUGCUGGGACCACAUCUCCAAUGUUCGCAUCUGGAAAAUAGAGACAGCAACAAGUUUUAAAUCAUUUAUUGACAACUGGAAUAUACAGACUGCUCUUUGGCUAAAAAGUGUAUGUUAUGAUCGAGCACCGUAUUAUCGAAUGCCACUCACGUUUGUGCUGUCGGCCAUCUGGCAUGGAGUUUACCCAGGAUACUACUUUACAUUCAUCACCGCUAUACCCAUCACCUUAGCAGCUCGCUCUGUGCGCAGAAACUUCCGGGAGUAUUUUUUGUCUUCUCGGGGGCUCAAGAUCUGUUAUGAUGUUGUGACCUGGGCUGCCACUCAGCUGACUGUCUGCUACACUGUAAUGCCCUUCCUUCUACUUGCGGUGGAACCCACCAUGCAGUAUUACAGAUCAAUGUACUUUCAUGUGCAUGUCAUCAGCAUUCUGGCUAUGAUCCUUCUGCCCAGCAAACCCAGUGGCUUCAAGCCUGAAAUUCAUGCCCGGCAUUCCAACAAUAAUGUGAAGGAGAACUGAACCCUUCUGACCCUUCUGUUGUGUGUGUGUGUGUGUGUGUAUGGACUGAAGAGCGAAAGCACUGACAGACAAAGGCUACUUUGUGUGAACAAAAAAAAAAAAAAAAGUUCAGCUGGGCCUUCGCUCACUCUCAGGCCACAACUGAGCUGUACACAAAUAUACACGGCAUAACUCAGCAGGGAUAUAGUCCCUAUAUAUAGAUAUGUGCAAAUAUCAAUUUUGUCAGUUUUACUAAGUAAAUGAACGCUGCCUAAUUAAGUGUCUUUUAAAAUAGUUUAACACUGUAUUAUAUCUUAAUUUGUGGUGUUAAGAUGUAAUUUUGACUAUGUGAAAUUGCAAUGUAGUAAACACAUAAUGGCUAUGAAUAACAAAUGAAAAUACUACUGCAAAUAUUUACUAAAGAAUAAUUAAAUUAUAAUAAUGAAAUUUGUUAUAAACAGUGAUGCCUAAAUAAAUAUUACAGGUCUCUAAAUAAAUUAAUGGCCAUGGUCU